AAUCGACAGAUGGCGCGCUUGGUUUACGAUCAAAACAUUACAUAAGUACCUGCAUCAAAUCUUAACGUUAUUGAGUAAGUAUUUAAUAUGCAGAAUAACAACAAACGCGUAAUGGUUGCUAGGAUGGUUAGUCAUCGCGUUUUUGCGCCGUCAGCUGUCCGACUGAGCGGGUAUUUUAGUGUGUCAGCGACGUCCCGGCUGACCGCAUCGCGCGAACGAAACACUCACGAGUAAAUAUAUCGACUGUAAAUAAACGCACAGUGUGAUGGUGAGCGGUGACCGGUGCGGUUGCAGUGCGUUUUGUCGGCGACUGUUUUGCCGCGCUCGGCCGCCGGAGCCCGAGAGCCCUGAGAAUGUCGAAGAAGAAGUGCCGGUUACUUUGUGUCAGUUGGCCGAGGCCCGAGAUGUCAAGUUCAACCAGACCCUCCAGGAGCCGCUGGCGGUCGGGACACAUAUCCUCUGCACCGGUACACCCACAGACGACUUACCAUGGUUCACAGUUAACAUAGGAUACGGAGACCCAAACAAUGGUACGGGAGACAUCGCAGUCCACUUCAACGUUAGGGUUCCACAGUGCUACGUGGUGCGCAACACGCGGCGGCAUAACAAAUGGGGGAUAGAAGAAACUACUGCAUUUAGAUCAUUCCCCUUCAAAAUGGGCCGUCCGUUCACGAUAGAAGUGGUCGUGGACGAGACGGAGUCGCUCUGGGCGGUGGACGGGGAGCACUAUUGCAACUACGCGCACCGCACGCCGUCGCCCGUCGGAGCGCCCUGGCUGCAGGUGGCCGGGAUCCGGGAUGCUACGCUCAAUGUGCAGAAAGCUGAAUUGUAUCCGAUGCUGGCACCGCCUGCUGUAGAGGUCCCACUUAGACCUAGUUUAGACGCGCCGGCUUCGGAAGAUGAACCGCUUUGGCGACCGAACAUCACAGCUCUAUUACCUAAAGGAAUCCCACCGGGGUACCAACUAGUCAUACAUGGAAGGCUCCGGCCCAUCCUGCACUCGUUCACGCUGAACCUGCAGGACGCGGCGCGCGACUGGCCGGCGCCCAACACGGCGCUGCACGUGAACGUGCGCGCGCACCACGAGUCGCACCGCGAGCGCCAGCUCGUCGUGCUCAACUCGCACCUGGGCGGCUGGGGGGACGAGCGGAGGCAGAGGACGGCCACACUAGUGCCCGGCACUCAGAACACGUUCCGCAUCCUGCACGGGCCGGGCGAGUGGUCGGUGUUCGCCAACGACGUGCUCAUCGGCGAGCUGGAGCACCGCGCGGCGCCCGCGCUGGUGCGCGCCGUGCGCCUGCGCGGGGACCUCUUCCCCGGCGCCCUGUACCUGUGCCCCUCCUCGCACUCGCCCACCGCGGAGGACUGGAAGGAUGUCUCCAACUGUUGAUGAGAACUGGAGACUCGACGAUUGAAUGACUAAGGGCCAGUUGCACCAACCACAUUUGACAGACUGAUCAACGUCAGCCGGCGCGCCCCGGCACUUUACUAUGAAACUUUCCAUACAUAAAUAACGCAUUUAACUGAUUCGCAAGACCGAAGUGAUCCCAUAAGUGUUCCGUGAACAAAGUUUUGUACGGAACACUAAAAAUUAGCGAACUCUUUAUCGAUACGAACAGUUUGGUGCAACCGACCCUAAGACUGCUGGACAUGAGUUAGGCCUCAAUUAAACGGUGCGAGAACUCGCAUUACGAGUUUCAUUACAUUGCGGGUUAAUUUUGGUCGGUCGGUUGAAUUGGACGUAACCAGCAUUCCGCAAUGUAACUAAAAUCGGAUGCGAGUUCGCGCGCCGUCUAAAUCAGCCCUUAUAAACCAAAGGUGAAACAAAGUGGAAGAUCUGAAGAAAUAGGGAGAAGGGGUGCAGGAUAAGUGCCUGAAGCGAAUAGAAUCGAAUCUUUGACAAUAAUUAUACCUAGUGUAUCAGUCGCUUGAAAUUGUCUUGCGAAGUAAAUCUUUGGCUGAUCAUUAGAAGUAUGUACCUAGAUUGUUAUUUGUAUUGUAUUGUAUCACUAUUUAACUUCUGAUUUUUUUUUAUUAACUAUUAAGGCUUAUGAUAAAGUUAUUGGUGUGCCUAAAGUUCUAAAAAUCUAUUUACUCCUAAGAUAUGUUAUUAGGUAUUUUCACGAGAUUAUCUAUAAAAGAAAUAAUGAAAUGUAAUGUUAUAGGUUUUCCUAAAUAUUUGGCUCACGAGAGAGUAAGCAGAGUUAUCUAGUAGGAUGCUUGUAUGCUAUGCAAGUAUGCAUUGUAAAUAAAUUAAGUAUUAUUGCACAUAAUCGUUAUCUAAGGAACACUUGUACAAUUAGUCUAAGAUAUGUAAUUUAUAGUUAAAUGCAUUUAAAUAUAUAGGUACUUAAUGUGCCACUUUCACGAUUAAAUGAGACAUCACUCUAUGUUGCUUUACAAAAAAAAUGCUCUAAUUCUUGUUUAUUAAUUUGAAUAAGUGAUGACCGUGGUCUAUGUAAGAAUAUUAAUUACGUUUUUUAUGUUAGUAUUAACAAAUUUAUAUUUUUUAUAUUCGCUAGAUAAGACGACGUAUGCCUAUCUUCUAAUUGUAGUAAAUACACCUGUAGUGGUUCUUGUUAAAAUACUUAAUAACUACUAUAAGUUGGUCAAGUAGAUCUUGUCAGUAGAAAAAGGCGGCAAAUUUGAAAAAUGUAGGCGCGAAGGGAUAAUAUCCCUUCCGAUAUUAUCGUCUCGUAGAAAAUUUGAAUUUCGCGCCUUUUUCUACUGACAAGAUUUGCUUCACCAUCUAUAUAUACUCUGCUAACUACUCGGGUAAUUCCGAAUGUCGAAAACUGUCGGAUAAUUCCGAAAAGAGACUUUUAUUAUGAUGGAAUUUAGGGUGAUUUUCAUCUGAAUUUCGGAAUUAUCUGACAUUCGGUAUUACCCGAAUACACCUUAGUAAGUAUAAGUAAUGUAUUUUCAUUUAAGAAUAAGAAAACACCUUCAUAGAUCUUUAAACUGUUUUGAAGAUUAUUUUUAAAUUUUGUCAUUGUACUGUCAGCAUCAAAAAUCCGACUAAGUUUCAAAACUAUGAAUAUCUUUAAUUGCUUAACAAAAAAGAGACAUGUUUCUAUGUAGAUCAAUAAAAUUACAGUGCUAUAAUCGCAAAUGGAGUUUGAUGCAGACUUCAUAUUUAUACCUAAAGUGUUACCUACGAAAGAUCAUUGCCUACGAUGUCCUUAAAACAAUAUUGACAAUAAACAUAUAAAAGAG
This is a messenger RNA of Cydia fagiglandana, 3216 nucleotides long. Its product is annotated as galectin-4-like. The coding region runs from base 266 to 1390 and encodes 374 amino acids. The record is from RefSeq and is a predicted model, not a curated record. Gene Ontology annotation, molecular function: carbohydrate binding. The transcript has 7 exons. NCBI's taxonomy places the organism in Eukaryota, Metazoa, Arthropoda, Insecta, Lepidoptera, Tortricidae.